ACCACUCAUUUCGAGCUCCACCCAACCGCUAUAUAAUCACAAGCAGACCAGCUGUUCAUUCUCGUCAUCGAUCCCACUCCCAGCUAGCAGCAUCGAUCUUACACUUCGAUCCCAUCAAGUCCAAGCGUGCCCAGCUGCUCUUGCAUAUACAUACACCGAAGUGAGUUAACAGCAUCGUCCGUUACUACGUACAUGGCUUUCGCGCUCAAGGCAUCCCUCUCCCCGUCUUCCUCGCCCCCGGCGAGCCUCACAGCGGCCACACCGCCGGUGAAGCCUGUAUUCGUCAGAGCCCUCGCCACGGCCUCGGUCGACCCAGCAAUGGCCACGCCAGCCGCGCUGGGGAGGCAUGCGGUCAGGGCGCGCGCGGCGGCGACCACGCUGGCCCCGGCGCCCCUGCCCGCCGGUAACGGCGGCCUGUCGGUAGCGAAGGCCAUGUCCCGGGCCAGAGACAACGGCAUGACGGCGUUCAUCCCGUACAUCACCGCCGGCGACCCCGACCUGGCCACGACGGCGGAGGCGCUGAGGCUCCUCGACACCAUUGGUGCCGACGUCAUAGAGGUAGGCUUGCCGUUCUCCGACCCCUACGCCGACGGCCCCGUCAUCCAGGCGUCCGCUGCGCGGGCGCUCUCGGCCGGCGUGACAACGGACGCCGUGAUGGCGAUGCUGAAGGAGGUGACGCCGGAGCUGUCCUGCCCGGUGGUCAUCUUCUCUUACUUCAACCCAAUCGCGCGGCGGGGAACGGGGAGAUUCACCGCUGCAGCCAGAGAGGCCGGUGUUCGAGGUCUUAUAGUACCUGAUCUUCCUUAUAUCGAGACAAGUGUUCUUAGGAAUGAAGCCAUACAGAACGACAUCGAGCUGGUGCUGCUCACAACACCAUCUACAAAGGCAGGCAUGAUGAAUGAGAUCACAAUAGCUUCCGAAGGGUUUGUUUACCUUGUAAGUAUCAACGGAGUUACAGGAGCCCGCCCAGAUGUGAACCCGCGGGUGAAGGAUCUUCUCAAGGAGAUUAAGCAGGUCACUAACAAAGCAGUGGUUGUUGGGUUUGGCAUAUCGACCCCUGACCAUAUUAGACUGGUUGCACAAUGGGGUGCAGAUGGAGUGAUAAUCGGCAGCGCAAUGGUAAAGCAGUUGGGUGAAGCUGAUUCUCCGAGAGAAGGUUUAAAGAGGUUGGAAGUAUACGCCAGGAGCCUGAAGGAUGCACUCAGUGGCGGGUCCACCAUUGGGGCGAGUUGGGGCGACCGCCCCGGUUCUCCAAUGUCAUGGCAGGGUACAUCCCCUGUCUAGUGACCAGUGGUGCAGUGCAAUCUAGCUCCGUCGUUAUCCGCUGCCCUGGCAAACCUCAGUAUCUCUGGGUUCAUCACUGGAUGCACUUUCAGGAUUAUGCACAUAAGACUACAACUAAUAAUACGUGUAAAGAAAAGACUAGAACUAAUAAACGGGCAAGAUUGGCAAAUGAUAGUAGUGGUUGGAACAUCCCGGUCCUUUCCUUCUACUAGUAGCUUAGGUCUAAAUUAGAAAAAUGGUUGUACAUAUGCUCCUCGUCUCUUUUGUCUCGGGACAAAAGAAUCACAUAUGAUUUGUCUUUAUUACAAUCGAGAGUAGUUAUCGA
Triticum urartu is the source of this 1609-nucleotide messenger RNA. NCBI's taxonomy places the organism in Eukaryota, Viridiplantae, Streptophyta, Magnoliopsida, Poales, Poaceae. The record is from RefSeq and is a predicted model, not a curated record.